CUCAAGUCUGUACUCGGCCGGCGAUUUCACUGAAUUUAUUACUUGUUUUGUCGUUGUCGUCCAUUCCCGCCCUCUUUUGAUUUAAUCCACUCGUCCUUCGAGGUUCUUUGCAGUGAGGUGCUCACGAGAUACUGUACUUUGCAAGGCAUUCUACAUAUACUGUGCAUGUCCCGUCUUCACCUUCCAAACUACCUCUACGGUGUAUCGAUGCCUGGUACUGUAUUAUACAAAUCAGAGUUGAAAUCGAUUCAGAAUGUCCAGACCAGCCACUACUAACCCGGUAGCAUACACGUACGCUGCACCCGAGAGCGCCAAAUCCGGAUCGACGGCGCACUCGAUCCCGCACCCGGAACCCAUAUCCUCCACGACGCACCACAUCGCGGGCAUCCUCACGACGGUGUAUGGGCUGGCCGAACUGGACCCUUCGGUGACGGACGUCGCCGUCCUGUGGCUCCUUCACCCUCGGCUCCAGACGCACGAGUGCAUGGCCCCGUUCGCGGCACACAUCAUCUCCGAUUACAGCUCCAGAGCGGGUUCGGGCCGGCGCAACGACAAGAAGAAACUGGGUCUGAUCGCGGUCGCCUUCGACCAACGGAACCACGGCAGUCGACUCGUGAUGCCCAUCGCGAACGAGGCGUGGAGGGGCGGCAACGAGACUCACGCUCAGGACAUGUUUAGCUGCUUCGCGGGCACGGCCGUCGACACGAGCAUGCUGCUGGAUUACCUCCCGGCGUACAUUUUUCCCGACGGCAAGAAGAACAUCGUCCAGAACAUGGUGCUGGGUAUCUCGUUGGGCGGCCACGCGGCGUGGCACGUCGUCAUGCAGGACCCUCGCUUCUCGGCCGCCGUGGUGACGAUAGGCUGCCCGGACUACGUGCGCGUCAUGUCCGACCGGGCGAGGUUGAGCAAGCGCCGGACCUGGCUCGAGUCCCAGGGCCGGACGUUCCUGGGGAGCCCGGAUUUCCCAAACGCCCUCGUCGAUAAGGUGCGCAAGGUCGACCCGACGGGCCUGUUGUGGCACGGCAGUGGGCUGGGGAGGAGAAGCGGCCAGGAGCCGUUUUACGACGGGGGCGAGAUGACGGACCGGGAGAGGGAGACGCUGAUGCCGGUCAUGGCCCGGUGUUUUGGAAACAAGAGGAUCUUGAACCUGAGCGGCGGGAGUGACAAGUUGGUCGGCUAUCAACAUUCCAAGCCGUUCCUGGAUUGGCUGAAGAAGAGUGUCGAGAGAGGUGGCUGGUUCGAGGGCUCCGGUCUCUACCUCGAAGACAUUGUCUAUCCCGGCGUGGGACACGAGGUUCCACCGGACAUGGUGACCGAUAUGGUCAGGUUCAUCAACGAGACGCUGGAGGAAGGAGUCGAAGGUGCGAGGCUGGGGAGCAAGAUAUGAUGUGAAUUGCGUGCUUCCAAAAUGAUAGAGGGGGAAAGGGAGGAAAAGUAUAGGGUAAAAUAGAAUAUAUACGACAGGUGACAAAGCACCUGUUCAUGAAUUGAGAGCUUUGCGUACGG
Messenger RNA from Exophiala oligosperma, 1506 nucleotides. RefSeq lists its product as uncharacterized. NCBI's taxonomy places the organism in Eukaryota, Fungi, Ascomycota, Eurotiomycetes, Chaetothyriales, Herpotrichiellaceae. The transcript has a single exon. The record is from RefSeq and is a predicted model, not a curated record. Bases 254 to 1387 code for a protein of 377 amino acids.